Siniperca chuatsi (mandarin fish) is the source of this 3279-nucleotide messenger RNA. RefSeq names its product caseinolytic mitochondrial matrix peptidase chaperone subunit B (gene clpb). NCBI's taxonomy places the organism in Eukaryota, Metazoa, Chordata, Actinopteri, Centrarchiformes, Sinipercidae. Bases 2 to 2071 code for a protein of 689 amino acids. Gene Ontology annotation, molecular function: ATP binding; ATP hydrolysis activity; protein binding. Gene Ontology annotation, biological process: cellular response to heat. The record is from RefSeq and is a predicted model, not a curated record. Gene Ontology annotation, cellular component: cytoplasm; mitochondrion. The transcript is spliced from 16 exons.
CAUGUUAUCAUCUGUUCCCACUAGGCUAAUUGCGCGAAGGUCGCGCAGCCUGUCACCGUGCAGCCGCGUGCUCCAGACCAGCGCAAGCGGUGCCGCAUGCCAGAGCAUUCGCGAGACACCGGCGGAGACCAACCGCAACCCCAUCGUGUGCACCUCCCGGGUCUCCAAAAGGGGAAUUUUGGCUGAGGAGACCGCUGGUACCAGUGUGAACCCGUCGGUGCAGUACCACCACCUCGCCCCUAGAUGGCUGUCCAACUUGGAGAACCGCCGCAGCUCGUGGGCGGCUCUGGCCAGCAGAGGGCGCAACAAUAAUCAGUACUGGGAGGAGAGCGGGCAGAGCGGCGGAGGUGAAGGCCGGGGAACAGGUGGAGGAGCCAGCCGGACAGGUGUGGCUUCUGCCGGUGUGCUGUCUGCUGCAGCCGUGGCCUUGUGCCUGAAGAAGGAUUCGGAUAGCAAAGGUAGAGUCAAUCAGCUGUCAUUGAGGUUACCAGGUGAUGCUCUUCUGGAGGCAGCGAGGACCAAUAACUCUCAAGAUGUGGCCAGGCUGUUAAAAGAGGGGGUCGACCCAAAUCACCGUCACCGUCUAGGUUGGACCGCUCUCAUGGUGGCUGCCAUGAACCGACAGCACAGUGUGGUGAAGGUUCUGCUCGAAGCUGGUGCUGACCCAAACGCCGGAGAUCACUUCAACAACGUUUACGACACCUCACGGGAGAAAGGCAUCCACUCACUGGAAGUCCUCGUGUCCAGAGAGGAUGAAUUCAGCAGCAGGCUCAGCAGCAGGGCUGGCUUCCGUGGUUGCACAGCGCUUCACUACGCCACACUGGCUGAUGACCCACGCACUGUCCGCAUGCUGCUGGAGGCUGGUGCCAACCCCCUGCUAACCAAUAGUUUGGGACACACAGCACGGGCCUAUGCUAAGGAGGGAGAAGUCAGCACAGCAUUGCAGGAGUGGGAGGGCAAGUUCCAGGAGGCACAGGCUCGGCGGGAGGCGGCGGAGAGGAGGAGGUUCCCCCUGGAGAGGAGGCUGAAGGAGCACAUCAUCGGACAGGAGGGGGCCAUCAAUACUGUGGCCUCAGCCAUCAGGAGAAAAGAAAAUGGUUGGUAUGAUGAAGAGCAUCCUCUCGUAUUCCUCUUCCUCGGCUCAUCAGGAAUUGGAAAGACAGAGUUGGCCAAACAGGUGGCUCGCUACAUGCACAAGGACAUCAAAAAGGGUUUCAUCCGUAUGGACAUGUCCGAGUUCCAGGAAAAACACGAGGUGGCAAAGUUCAUCGGCUCCCCGCCGGGAUACGUGGGACAUGAGGAAGGGGGUCAGCUGACCAAGCUGUUGAAGGCGUGUCCCAACGCCGUUGUGCUGUUUGAUGAAGUAGACAAGGCCCACCCUGAUGUUCUUACUAUCAUGCUGCAGCUCUUUGAUGAGGGUCGCCUCACAGACGGUAAGGGGAAGACCAUCGAAUGUAAAGAUGCCAUCUUCAUAAUGACAUCUAACGUCGCAAGCGAUGACAUCGCCCAGCAUGCACUGCAACUUCGCCAGGAAGCUGAGGAGGUCAGCCGCAGAAAGCUGGCCGACAACCUCGCGGAUGUACAAAAAAGUGAUGACAUCAAAAUCUCCCGACAGUUUAAAGAAUCUGUGAUUCGACCAAUCCUGAAGGCUCAUUUCCGGAGGGACGAGUUUCUCGGCCGGAUCAAUGAAAUUGUAUACUUCCUGCCGUUUUGUCACUCAGAGCUGCUGCAGCUGGUCAGCAAAGAGCUCAGCUUCUGGGCCAAGAAGGCUAAGCAGCGCCAUGACAUCACUCUUCAGUGGGAUCGCCCGGUUCUGGACCUGUUGGCGGGCGGGUAUAACAUGCAUUACGGAGCACGCUCCAUCAAACAUGAGGUUGAGCGGCGGGUCGUCAACCAGUUAGCCGCAGCGUACGAGCAGGAGCUGCUGCCCAAAGGCUGCACCCUGCGUCUGUCCGUCCAAUCAGAGGACCAGGAGGAGCGGAGCACGCCCAGUCUGCGCCUUGAGGUGGUGGGAGAGGACAGCUCAUCGAGAACGCUGGACAUCCGUCCACCGCUCAGCCCUGAACACUAACAAAGAACAAACAACACUGAUACACAGAGGAUAUAUCCUGAUAUGUAUGCACACAUCAUCAUCAUCAUCAUCAUACAGUGUCAGGAGGAUGGAUGGUUCUUGAUAGAUGGAUGUUGCCAAUAAAAGUACCUCUGAUAAACACAUCACUGCCUCCCUGUUUCAGUACACACAUGUAGUAAUUACAUGCCAACCUUUCUGCAAUAUGCAGCACAGUAUCUGCUGUAAACAGUAAAUUAAGUCAACCCACUAGACCAUUAAAGUUCAUGUUACAACAGACUUUCAUAUCAGUUGGAACUGAUAUCAAGAGGUCAAGAAGUAAAUGUGUUGCAGGUGUGGUUGUAAAAGUAGCAUAGAGGCUUCAGCGAGCCUGUGCAGCUUCAUCAACACCUCGCCAUCCUAUUAGCUGAGAAAUGUUUGUAGUAGCCUUGAUCAACUUAGCUGUGACAUAGUGAUAAGUUAAUGUCCACUUUAUAGUGUAGAAAAGAGCCAAAAUAUUUAAUAUUUAUUAAAGUUAUAUGUGUGUGUGUGUAUAUAGUUUGGGGGCCAAUUCAUCUGAUGCAUGAUUUGGCAGAGACGGGGAUGUCAAAUGGGAAAAAUUUUAAUGGAUAUUGAUAGGAGAACGUUAACUAGUAGCAAAUCCUUUAACGCUUAAAUACAUGUAAUUUGAUUUACAAAUGACAAAUGUUUUGCCAAAGUUGGAUAAAUAACAGCCACUUUGUCCAUUUGCUGUUAAGGAAAAGUAAGUUUUAAUGACCAAAGAUAGUUUGCCUCAGAUUGUUGCCUCUGUGUUCACUUUAAUGCACAUUUCCUCACCAGCAGAGCUUCACUGAUAAAUGUUUGUAAACACAACCUGCUUAUUCAUUUCAUUUCAUAUCAGUAAAAAAUGUGUUAGUGGAAAAACACCAAGUAGAAGUGUACAGCCGUCCAUUUGAAUGAUGGGUAAUAUAACUGCCUUGUGAAUUGUCUCUGUUGAUGCAUGUUAAUGUAAAGAAGUCUCGUCUGUCACGGCGGCAUGCUCUGGUGCUGUACAGUGUGUGUCUGCGCAGACCAAUUUGACAUUAAGAGAAAUUUAGUCAAAGAAAUAAUAUUCAGUGUUGUUUCAUAAAUGUUUGAACAGCAUGUUGACAAGACGCCAAAUGUAAUCCAGCGACAUUUUUCAUUCUUGUAUCCCAACCUCCACCGCGUAAAUAAAGUCAUCACAACAAAAA